AUGAGGUCCUCCAUCCUCUCCCUCCGGCUCGCGCUCUUCGUCGCCCUCGUCGUCGCCCAGACCCCGACGACGACGACCGCCGAAACGGCGGCCCCGUCCACGCCCGAGGCCACGGGAACACCAUCACAGACGCCGACCUCAACCGCGGCGCAGGACACGACGACGACCAGCGGUAACAGCGGCGGCGGCGGUGGCGGCACCACCUCCCGCCCCUCCAGCACGCCCCCGGCCGACGUCUACCUCAAGGUCCCCGAGCUCUCGGUCGGCCGCAUCGAGCUCGACGUCGACAAUCUCAGCGCCGAGGUGAACCUCGCCGCCGAGGUCGCCAAGCUCGUCACCAUCAACGCCGGCGUGCAGGUCGGCAUCGAGAAGGUCAACAUCACCAUCGUUGACGUCGAGGCCGAGCUCGAGCUCGUCAUCCGCCUCGGCAACCUCGUCGACAUCGUCAACCGCACCCUCGCCUCCCUCGACCUCAACCCCCUGCUCAUCAACCUGCUCGACACCGUCGGCGACGUCGUCGACGACGUCAUCGGCGCCGUCGACGGCCUCCUCGGCUCCAUCGUCAACGGCGACUCCAAGAUCAACUUCCUCAUCGACAACCUCGGCAACAUCGUCCAGGAGGUCGCCGGCGGCGCCGGUGGCGCCCUCAGCACCAUCAUCGGCAACUACCAGCAGAACAUGACCUUCACCGGAAACCAGCAGGACCUCGGCAACGGCCUCGUCCAGAAGACGUUCCAGUACUCCCCGCUCAACUCCCUCGUCAACAUCGUUUUCAACACCCUCGGCCAGGUCGUGCGGGCGACUGUGGUCAAGGGCGGCGGUUCCGGCGGCGGCGGAAGCUCGAUGGCGUCGGGGACGGCGGCGCCGACGACUGCCGUGACGACUGCCGCUCCCACAACGACGGCGGCUGCAAGCGCAUAA
Molecule: messenger RNA, 921 nt
Organism: Colletotrichum graminicola M1.001
Lineage: Eukaryota; Fungi; Ascomycota; Sordariomycetes; Glomerellales; Glomerellaceae
Exons: 1
Coding region: 1-921 (306 amino acids)
Source: RefSeq, a predicted model, not a curated record